Molecule: messenger RNA, 4101 nt
Organism: Lagopus muta (rock ptarmigan)
Lineage: Eukaryota; Metazoa; Chordata; Aves; Galliformes; Phasianidae
Product: leukotriene B4 receptor 1-like
Exons: 1
Coding region: 110-1117 (335 amino acids)
Biological process (GO): immune response; G protein-coupled receptor signaling pathway
Cellular component (GO): membrane
Molecular function (GO): G protein-coupled receptor activity
Source: RefSeq, a predicted model, not a curated record
AUCAGUAAGGGAAGUUUCUCUGAGAUUGCUUGCUUGCACUGUCAGAAUAAAAGCAGAACGCAAAGUGCCAAGGAUAUUACCUUUCGAAAACGCCUGAAGAAUAUCCAGAAUGAGUCAAGCUGAGGAAACCAGUACCCAUGUGACAUGGAGCACUGUGAAGCUGGUAGUUUGCGUGAUACUGAGCUUGUCAUUUAUUAUUGGGACUCCUGGAAAUUGCAUUGUCAUCUGGACUGUUUGUACUAAAAUGAAGCAAGUGUCUCCUUCAGUCCUGCUGAUCUUGAACCUGGCCAUUGCAGAUAUCCUCGUACUGAUCACUUUGCCUAUCUGGAUUUACUCCUUUGCUGACUCAUGGGUUUUUGGAAUCAUCUUCUGCAAAAUACUGGUCUUCAUUAUUUACUGCAGCAUGUAUGCUAGUAUAUUUCUGAUUACAGCACUGAGCUUGGAGAGAUUAAUGGCUGUGUUUUACCCUUUUGCUGUUCAGAGAUACAGAACAAAGGAAAAGACUUCUAUAAUCAUGGUCUUCAUUUGGUUCCUGUCUAUAGCUCUUGGUAUUUCUAUCAUUCCAUUUCAAGAGACAGACGAAAUCAAUGGUGGGCAGCAAUGCACGUGUCGCAACUACUCCUCUAUUAAACAGAAAGUGUCGUAUCUUUUGCUGGAAACUCUUGCAGGUUUUGUAAUUCCUUUUCUAAUUAUAUGCACCUCUUAUGUGUGUGUUGCAAAAAGAAUAAGCAAAAUGACUUACCGGUCAAAGCAGCGAUCAGAACGGCUCAUUACCAGCAUUGUGGUGGCAUUCAUUUUGUGCUGGUUUCCUCAUCAUCUUUUCAACAUCCUAGAUAUCAUUUCAAUUGAGAUAGAGCACUCUGAGGAAAUGUAUUUGACUCUGGAAAAAAUUGUAGACAUAGGAGAGUAUAUCUCUGGAGCACUUGUGUUUGUCAGUAGCUGCAUUAAUCCUCUACUUUAUGCUUUUGCUGCACGAAAAUUUCAGAAUCACCUGAGAAUUGCCAAGAUAUCCAAACUCUUUGAACAGAUGAGUCAGACUGUAACAGACGAAGACAAGAAGAAGAGUCAUUCUGUAGUCAAACAAGAGACUGCUUCAGUAGGCAUGGAAAAUCUCUAACAAAGAACAUAAACUUAGUUAAUAACGGGGUCCUGGGGCAUCCACUCAGUAGUUCUUACACGUAGGGACAAGUAAAUGUUAGUACAGUUUUGUAUGUUUUAAAAGAGUUGUCAGUAAAGCCUUGUUUGGUUCCUAAGCUGGUAUCCACAUCACAGAAUCGGGCACUUCAACGAUGCUGAGAACCUCAUCAAGGUGGCUGGAGGUUUGAAGUAAGGAAUGCAAUAUUUUUACUCUGCAGUAGAGUUGUGAUUUUUAGAAAAAAUGUGGAAAACAACAUUUACAUGGAAAACAAAAUUUGGAAAUUUAAAACUUGUUUUUGUGGAGCAAAACCUGAAGUGGUCAAAAAAUCCCCAUAUAUAUAAUCUGAAGUUCUAAGUGAGCAAGCUUGGAUUCUUAUUAUGGGUAAGAAUGGAUUUCAAGAUGAUUAAUGGCACAUAAAAUUUUUAUACAGGACUUCAUUUAGGCUUAAAAGUAACAACUUUUACACAAAUUCAUUUACAGAAGAAUCUUAUGUUAAUGUGAAGUAAAGUAUUAGGAAUGCCAUGCAUCUUCAGAAAAAGAUACAAGAAAUCUGUGUUUCAUGACAGUUACAGACCUCAAGCUAUACUUGGUUUAUAUACAUAACUCAGUGGCAACUGAACUAUUGAUAUAUCUAAUAUUCAUAGUAUGAGUAUUCUCAAAUGGUUUGACUCAGUUGAGCUCUCAAGAUGUCUAGUAAAGUUCUGGAGGAAUUUAAUCAAAGCCUACAGUGAGGGAAGGAGACAUCGGUGAGAUUCUUUUACAUGUAAGAAUGUUAUGGCAAUAGUAUGAAGUGCCUGAUAUCCUAAGAAUUUCACCUUGCACAUAGAAGCUUUUUUUUUUCUCUUGUAAAAUAGAGUAAAACUUGCUUUAAAGAAGCAAAUACAUUUAGGACUUGCAAGGAAUUUAUUUUUCUUUUGUGAAUGCAAACUCACUGAAAAAACUGCAUGGCAUCAGAUGUUUGCUUUCAAUGGGUAUUUUUAAUUUCUGUUUGUGCUUGACAUUUUUUAUACUUUCUUUUGCUUAUUUUUUUAAUCAUUGAUUUGUAAUAAGAUGAAGAUAACUACUGACUACUAAGACUUACUGUUACUAUCUUUCUAUUGUAAUAUCCUGCAGAUUGUGUUUUGGACAGCUGCAAAUAGUUUUGUAACUCAUAUUACAGAGAAAUUGUGAAGGACUAACUAGAACUUAAUUUUGAAGAGCUUAUUAUUUAAGACAAGGAAAUUUGAGUGACAUCAAUUUAGCUUGUGAAGUGGAAUAACACAGAGAAAUAAAUCCUUAUAUAUUAAUAGAAUAUUUCUAAUCAUUUUGCAUACGUAUUUGUUAUUCCUGCUUUCUAUGAAAAAGACAUUUUUUCUUCUCAUUGAAAAGGAAGCCCACACCAUACUUUCCCACACCAAUGACUUUCCAUCAAUUGGACUCCUUCACUGAGAUUAAAAGAGAGAAAACUUCAGCAGGACCUUGUUUACAGCAGAGUAAGAAGCAGAUGAAAUCCUUUAAAUUUAAUCCAAUAAAACUACCACUUUUUUCACCCCAAUAAUUAUUCCUUAAUUGCUGCUAGCAUAUUAAAUAUAGCAGUACCUUCUAAUAAUGGUAGCAACUUUAUUAUCUACUGUAUAAAAAAGCAAAGAUAUUUCCUAGUACGUUUUUGAGAUAACAGUCAUUCUAUUCAAUGACAACAGAACUGAUGAAGGGACAAUAAGCACAAAAAUAGUGUAACUUAGUUAGGGUCCUAGGGCACAGGAAACCUUCACAACUUACAUCUAGGAAAAAACAGUAUCUGAGUGGAAUUUUCUAUCAGUCUGUCCUGCACCUAGUUAUCAUCAAUCCUAGGAGAUCAGCUAAGCCGUUUAAUCAUGUGUGUGUGUGAGGCAUCCAUCUCUUCUGGUGCUAUUUGCUAUUCAAGAAGCCUUCCAGGUGCAUUUCUUGCAUUUUAAUGCCUAAUGCCCAACCCAGGAUGAACUAUAAAGAGCUUAGGGACCAGAUACAUAGUCUGUGCAGUAUUGCCUACUGCAGUAAAGGAUGCUAAAGCAGCAGCCUUGACUAAUUUCACCUUUCUACAAAGCAGAUGGAGCUAAUUCUUGCAAAUGCUGGUUUGCACUGAUAAGAGCCACUGAUGUAAUAUUUUGGCAGCAGGGCUGUAACAUAAGCAGAUCCACAAGAGUCGAUGUAGACGUAUAAGCUGAUGACAUGGUUGACUGCUUCUUCCUUUUAAAUGUAUACAACACACCUGUCAAUGCUGCAACAUUUACCACUCCAUUUAUACUAACCUGAGGUCUGACAGUACUACACGCUAAAACAGGCCAUUCAGCCAGCAGACAUUGGAUAUUCUUGCCUUAAAAUACUGAAUCCCAGCCAAACCUAAAACCUGGCAUAGAUCUGGUGCAAAAUGCUGCAUCUUAUGAUGGUGAUACUUCAUGACUGCUGUUGACUACAUUUUAUGUUCAUUCUGUAGAUUGUAUUGGAAUGUUAAUAGCAAACAAUUCCCUUGAUCCCAGGCAGUUCCAAGUAGUGACCUGGAGACAAAAGCAGUCUUACUAAUAAACUCAGAUAACUCAGUGAUAUCUCAGGUAUUCCAAAUUCUGUCUGAGAAAAAUGAGGUUUCAUCUUGCUUAAGUUCCUCUUGUUUUUCUUACUUCCCAAUUCUGUGGUCCUUGUUUAUGAAGCCUGUCUCUGUGGCUUCAGUGUCUAGCUAUUUCUCAUGACACAGCAAGAAGAAAGGCUGAGCUAAGUGGGGUGACUUCAGUCACCUGAGUCAAAUCACCUCAGCUUACACUGAAGUGCACGGAACAUUACGUGGAAUCAAUGCAACACUGCUCAGAACACUGUGUACUGGGAGGUAAAAAGAAAAAAAAAAAGAUUCCAGGUGCUUUGAACUUCUCAUUUGUUUGUAAAAAAUGAGAAUCUUCUAACAUCAAGCUCUAACUUAAAUCUUAUCAGCCCGAUGAACAUUCUAUGGGCAUACA